UGGCCUACGAGGGGCACAUCAUGAGGCUGCUGAUCCUCCUGGGCCUGCUGUGGGGCUUCUCGGCGGCACUCCAAGACCCCAAGUGGCCUGAGCCUGUGUUUGGGCGCCUGGCAUCCCCCGGCUUUCCAGGGGAGUACCCCAACAACCAGGAGAAGCGCUGGGCCCUGACGGCACCCCCCGGCUACCGCCUGCGCCUGUACUUCACCCACUUCCACCUGGAGCCUUCCUACCGCUGCGAGUACGACUUUGUCAAGCUGAGCGCAGGGACCAGGCUGCUGGCCACGCUGUGCGGGCGGGAGACCACGGACACGGAGCGCGCGCCGGGCAACGACAGCUUCUACUCCCCGGGCUCCAGCCUGGACGUCACCUUCCGCUCCGACUACUCCAACGAGAAGCCCUUCUCGGGCUUUGAGGCUUUCUACGCCGCCGAGGACGUGGACGAGUGUCUGCAGCCCCCCGGGGGGACGCCGCCCUGCGACCACCACUGCCACAACCACCUGGGCGGCUUCUACUGCUCCUGCCGCGCGGGCUACGCGCUGCAGCGGGACCGGCGCACCUGCUCAGCCCUGUGCUCUGGCCAGGUCUUCACUGGCAGGUCUGGGGUGCUCAGCAGCCCCGAAUACCCACGGCCGUACCCCAAGCUCUCCCGCUGCACCUACAGCAUCCGCCUGGAGGAGGGCUUCAGCAUCACCCUGGACUUCGUGGAGUCCUUUGAUGUGGAGGCGCACCCCGACACCCAGUGCCCCUACGACUCCCUCAAGAUCCAAACAGACAAAGAGGAAUGGGGCCCGUUGUGCGGGAACACGCUGCCGCGCAGGAUCGAGACCAAGAGCCACGCCGUGACUGUCACCUUCGUCACCGACGACUCGGGGGACCACACGGGCUGGAGGAUCCGCUACAGCAGCACAGCUCGGCCCUGCCCUGAUCCCGUGGCGCCACCGCACGGCCGCAUCUCGCCGGUGCAGGCCGCCUACGUGCUGCGGGACCGCGUCUCCGUGGCCUGCGAGCCGGGCUACGAGCUGCUGCAGGGUCAGUUGCCCCUGAAAUCAUUUGUGGCCGUCUGCCGGAAAGAUGGAUCUUGGGACCAGCCGAUGCCAGAGUGCAGCAUUGUCGACUGCGGCCCUCCCGAGGACCUGCCCAGCGGCCGCGUGGAGUACGUCACGGGCCCCGAGGUGACCACGUACCGGGCCGCGAUCCAGUACCGCUGCAACGAGACCUUCUACGCCAUGCGCGCCGGCGACGGUAAAUACGUGUGUGCGGCUGAUGGAUUCUGGACGAGCUCCAAAGGAGAAAAAUCACUCCCCGCCUGCGAGCCUGUGUGCGGCCUGUCAGCCCGCGCUACCGGAGGCCGCAUCUACGGAGGCCAAGCCGCCAAGCCCGGCGACUUCCCGUGGCAAGUCCUGCUGGCCGGCGAGGGCAUAGCCGCGGGCGCGCUCCUGUCCGACAAGUGGGUGCUGACGGCCGCGCACGCCGUCUACGAGAAGAGAGAGGACGCCCCCGCCCUCGACAUCAGAAUGGGGACCCUGAACAGACGGUCGCGCCACUACACCCAGGCCCGGGCCGAGGCCGUCUUCAUACACGAAGGCUACGCGCACGGCGCCGGCUUCGACCACGACAUUGCGCUGAUCAAGCUCAAGGACAAGGUCGCCGUCAACGGCAACGUCCGGCCAAUCUGCUUGCCAGGGAGCGCGGCCGAGGCCUUCAUGAGGCCCGACGCCAUCGGCACCGCCUCUGGGUGGGGAGUCACCCAAAGGGGCUUCCCCGCCCUCAGCCUCAUGUUCGUGGACGUGCCGGUCGUGGACCACCAGCGGUGCAGGGAGGCCUACGAGCGGCAGCGCCACCCCGGGGGCAGGGUGACGGCCAACAUGCUGUGCGCCGGCCUGGAGGGCGGGGGCAGGGACAGCUGCCGCGGGGACAGCGGCGGGGCGCUGGUGUUCCUGGACAACGAGACAGAGAGGUGGUUCGUGGGGGGGAUAGUGUCCUGGGGCGCCAUCCACUGCGGGGCAGCAGGUCAGUACGGGGUCUACACCAAAGUCAUGAACUACAUUCCCUGGAUCGAGAACAUCAUUCAUAAUUUUUAAUCGGGGUCUUCAGUCAGCACGUCCUUCCCUAGCUUAAGAAACACCUGCACGCGAGCUCAGCAGCAGCGACACCCCAGAAGCAUGAGCACGCCGGCCGCUGUUCCCCCCACAGCCGAAAGCACACGGCAGGCGAGACCGCCGUCACAGGCCCUUUCGGGCUGACAGGUUCCCCCCAGCCCUCCUCCCGGGAGGCCUUCGCAGAUACAGACUCGCGCUGCUUCCCUUCAUGUCCCCAGGAAGUCCUGGCGUCUUUGGCUGGUGGGCCGCUGCCUUUCUGUACCUGCCUGUUCAACUGAACUGUUUUCAGCUUGCUCUCACUGACCCCUGAGAGAGCUUCACACGGCAACAGCAGCACUGGUGCUGGAAUAACCCUGAAUAUUUGGGGGGGUAAAUAAGCUGGAAACAUGGAUACUUGAGCCUUGGUAACGACAGGUUUCCAUGUUACAAAUCGGGAUCACGGAGGGUGAGGUAAUUUUUCUCUACUCAAAGUGGCAGAGAGAACACGGAGUAGCGUGAUUCACAUCGGCAGAACACUACACAUUUCUAAAGGAAAAUAUGCAACUCGUUUCAAAAGUCUUUUAGAAGCACGCAUGGUACGCACAGUCUUUAGCUUAGUUAAUCCCAAUUCUAAGAGUCCAGCUUAGCUGCGAGGAAGUUCCCAGCGCUGGGAAGUGACCCCAGCAGUCAACAAAUUCAGAAGAUGGUGGACUGGAGGGUGUCACUCCCAUCCCAUGAAAUGUGACAUCAGAAGUGGUGACAUUAUAAAUACUUGGCAUUUCCUUCUCCUCCUUACAACGAACAUGAUACGCCUGGGCACACUGAGCAACAGAUCACAGACCACACAACAGCCGGCUAUGGUAUGGGAAGCUGGAUACACAAUUCUGGAAUCUCCUCGGCAUCACUCUCCUAGUGCUCAACACCACAAACUACCCCAAUCACCAGCACACUCUUCUGAAGUAGAGAACAUCCUUUCCUGAGGACAAAACUUCAGCUGACUUUAAUCUUACUUCAUUUUAGUUGGUUACUCGUCCCUUAAACACGGUAGUAGCUAACAUUUCACCACAUUUUUCGUUCUAGUCAAAUAGUUACCAUUAUAUGUAAAAAUUCAUAGUGAGGUUGGGCCUAAUUUCUCUUGAACAUACAAACGACAACUUCCUGAGAGACACUGUUUAAAACUAACUUUCCAGUAUUUCUGUCACAUACGAAAAAGCAUUAUUUUCCAGUAAGACUCCAGACACUAAACUGUGGUGGCAACAAAAAAUUUUAUUCAAUUGGUUCAAAAUUUUUUUUUAGAAUGCAUUAAGAUGACCAAAUAAGACUUUAAA
Molecule: messenger RNA, 3406 nt
Organism: Talpa occidentalis (Iberian mole)
Lineage: Eukaryota; Metazoa; Chordata; Mammalia; Eulipotyphla; Talpidae
Gene: MASP2
Product: MBL associated serine protease 2
Exons: 11
Coding region: 21-2081 (686 amino acids)
Biological process (GO): proteolysis; complement activation, lectin pathway
Cellular component (GO): extracellular region
Molecular function (GO): serine-type endopeptidase activity; calcium ion binding
Source: RefSeq, a predicted model, not a curated record